Leptosia nina is the source of this 1758-nucleotide messenger RNA. Lineage: Eukaryota; Metazoa; Arthropoda; Insecta; Lepidoptera; Pieridae. The record is from the annotation of a GenBank genome assembly.
AUGGCGCUCUUCGAUAGACUUACGGGCGCGAAUUGCUCAACGUACGACGCGUUAGCUCUAAGUGCGGCUAAAGUCGCUAUACAUAAUUUCAGAUGGCAAUAUGCCACGUUAAUAUUAUUCAACCCUACUGCAUUUUGUGGCGUCGACGUGUUCAUCAAAUCUUACAAAAAGUGUUUUUUAAUCGGUCAGAGUACAUUUAAUACUUGGGUCGUCGAGAAUACCCGGCAAUUCGUAUUGUUCUUAAGCGAUGGAAUCGAUCUUAUAGCUUUUCUGGAAUGGUUAAAAUCUCAACGAUUCAAUAAUACUGGACGGUACAUAAUCAUCUGUAACAGUCUAUCCCAAUUGACGUGCGACGAAGACCAAGCUGUACGUUUGUUGUGGGAGUAUAGAAUAUCGAAUGUUGUUCUCAUAAAGUUUAAUGCGACACGUAGACCAGUCGGAUUGACCUAUUUCCAAGAUGGCGACUGUCGGAAUAGCCCGCCCAUAGAACUAAAACAUUGGACAAACUGCACUCAGCUGAACGAUAUAGGGCAAUGCCAGCAAAUGUUUCCUUUAAAAUUCAAAAACUUACAUCAAUGCCCAUUGAUAGCUUCGACCUUCGAACAAAAACCAUACAUGACAUUAAAAAACGGAAUACCUGAAGGUGCCGAUGGCUACUUACUGCGAACGAUCGUACAGGCUCUUAAUGCCAGCCUAAUUGUCAUGACACCGAAAUUAGGGACCGGUUGGGGAAAACUGGAAGAGAACGGAACGUGGUCCGGGUCUCUUAGCGACGUUUACUAUGACUGGGCCAACUUUUCCAUGACAUCAGCGAGCGUUACGCUUCAUAGAUUUCGAUAUUUUCAAAUGUCAAAAGAUUAUAAUACGGUGACUCUAGGCUGGGUGACACAUCCGUCGAAUAAAGAACCUUCUUUAUUCAAGUUAUUAAGGCCGUACAGCACCGAAGCGGUAAUAUUCUUGUGCUUAGUUUUUCUUUUCAUACUUUUCGUCGCUCUGCUCUUAAAGAGCAAACAUUGGACAAAAAUAAGGAACAAACUUAAUGUUGGCGAACCUCCCGAAGGUAUCUUGUUUCAUUCGUGGGAAAUUUGUAUGGGAAUGCCGGCGUCAAAACUGCCGAAUAAUCCCAUACUUUUGUAUUUCGUACUCCUUUGGAUAAUAAAUUGUUUCAUGUUGAGAACCCUGUAUCAAGUUUAUCUCAUUAACUCUAUACAAGCCGAUAUACGGAUUGAUAGUAUAUCAAAAGUCGAGGACGCUAUCGCCUUGGGGUAUCCGUUUGGGGGAGGUUUAGCACUCAAAGAUUUCUUUAUCGACUAUCCACUCAUCUACAAUAAUUACAAGAACAUCGAGAGCCAUCAAAUAUAUCCCACAAUGGUAAACAUGUCGCAAGGGAUGAAAUUCGUCAUAGCGAUGAAUUUAGAGAGUACCAAAGCGUUUCUCAAAGAACCCUCAAGAAAACUGCAUAUUUUGCCUCGGGAGAUAGUAAAAAGCCCAACUGUCCUUUUCUUCAAGAAAUAUUCAUGGUUGGCCGAUUCUAUUGAUAGUAUUUUAACUACUUUGUUCGAAUCUGGUAUUGUGCUGAAAAUCUUCAAAGACAAUACGUUUACACCCUGUAAGGACGACGAAGAUGCACCUUCACCGAUUACCUUAGACGAUUAUGCGGGUUGUUUUAUGAUAUUAGCAGGUGGGUGGAUAACGUGCUGUUUAUUUUUUGUCAUUGAAAAAUAUUACUUUAUGAAGAAAGUUAAGAAUAAAAAAUAA